Messenger RNA from Porites lobata, 6092 nucleotides. The record is from the annotation of a GenBank genome assembly. Lineage: Eukaryota; Metazoa; Cnidaria; Anthozoa; Scleractinia; Poritidae.
AUCAUCGAUUCAUAAUGUCUUCGUGUAAUGUUGUAAUAAUUCCUGUGGAUGGAAGUAAAAACAGUGAACGUGCAGUGGACUGUAAGUAUUUCCUCAAAUUUAAUAUUAUGUGGUGCAAGUUGUACCAAUGUGCGCGUGGCGUGCAUGGUAAGUUCAAUUUUCCUCGCCACACAGACUGUUCAUCCAUUCAUCAGUGGCUCUGUUGACAUCAUCGAGUGAACUUGUAUCAGAGUGCUGUAGAUAAUAUACGCUUAGUCAAGCUAAGAAUCUGACCUUGAUAAGACAUUUUGUGAUAUUGAUAGUGAAUGAAAGGUCGCUGAUAUAAAAGCUGAGAAUGUUGUACGCUUAUUUAUAUUAACCUAGUUUUGUAAUCUGUGACAAAGUUACAACAACGUGCCGAUCAGUGCAGGAUGAUAGUGCCCCACAUGUAUAUGGCUAAUAGGUUGUUAUCUGUUUUUACUUUUCUUGACUUGUGUACAAGUUUGUCUCUUCGUUGGAUGCGAUAACCUACACGUGUUAGAAUAGGCGUUGAUUUCUGUAUAACCAUUGUAAUAAUUACACUGUUUCUGUAUGAUUACAUCAGCUAAUCAUGCUUAAACCUUGACCAAAAAGGCACAUUUCUCUCCAGAUUUUUUUCGUAAGUUAGAGAAAAGUAAAAGAAAAAUGGGAAUUAAAAUGUGCAAUGUCAUCUUGUACAAGCUUUAAAAGCUUAUAACACAAAUUGAUAUUUGCGUACUUUUCCAUUCGUCAUAAUAAAGCUCUUUUCGAUUGACUCGUUUUUAAAUUUUAUUUGUACAGUAAAAGGGUUGAUAUGUAAAUAAAUAUAGAAUUCUCGGCCAAAAAUAUGUUCAAGGUGACAAUGGUUUACAAGCAAAGAGGCUUUGACAAUAUGUAGCUGGGGGUUCAUUUAAGCUGUAGAAAAUAUUCUUUGUUCACUUUCAACAAUAGUGGUAAUUUUACAGCUCACAGCAGAUUAACAUCCUAAAUAUUGCAUUUGGUAUUUGUACCGUAAUGAUAUUAUUGCAGAGAUUUAAAGUUAUAGAGUUUUUUGCACCUGUCAUCUAACAGCAGGAAGUGUUUCUAACCGAAAAUUAAAACUACCAUUCGUUUAAUGCAAUAAUAUAAAAUUAUAUUAAGUAUAGUACAUUAAUUUUAUAGAAAGUGAAAAAUUUUUUUCAUAAGGUCAAGUUAUAGCAGUUAAAUAUAAUCACUACUUUCUCUAUAAUCAUGUCCUUAUCAUUUUAUUCAGAAUAUCGUAAAUCAUUUUAGUAUUGAACUCUAUGAACACCAGCUGAAAGAAGAAAUAAAUACCAUUAUUGUGAUAUUGCUUUGAUUGAAGUCAGUUGAUGAUAUGACAUCACAAAGAAUAGUAGGCUGCCUUUGUAUUUUAGAGGACGUUUUCAUCUUUUAUGACUUAGUUGUGAAUCAGUAUCUCAAAAGAAGUGCUGUUAUUACGCUUUAAUUUCCCAAUUUCAUCUUGCAAAAAACAUAAAAAAUAUCUAUUCCAGAAAUGUGCAGAUUAAAAUUUGAGGAAUGCACUUUUAAUAAAAGUUAGCACUGUAUACUCACUUUCAAACUUCAAUUAAUGCAGACCGCUCUGCAGUAAAAUUUAGCCUUUGAAAGAAUCAUUCAUUAUGUCACCUUUAAUCACCAAUAAUAAUAUUGAUAAAAGUUGUGGCUAAUAAAAUUUUAACUAGAAUGAAAUGACAAAAAUUUUGAAUUAUUAUCUUUUGCUGUCAUGUUAUUUUACUUAAAAAACGCCAGCUACAUUUACUGUUUCUGAAGUACUGUCCAUAAAUUCUGCCCUGUUAAGAAACAUGGUUAAAUUUCAUCCCUCAAUAUUUAUAUGUAUUGGUUACAUUAACGUAGUUUGUAUAAUCAUAAUAAAACGGAAACUUCCAUUUUUAAACAGUAACAGUUCUUUAACUAUCAUUUAUUUAAACUUUUAGUGUGGAUAAAGAAUUGAUGUUGCUUUUUGAAUAUUUUUUCAAACACAGUCUGAAAAUGGCUUAAUUAGAGCUAUAUUAUUUUGAUAAUAUAACCGGUCGAACGUUUUUUAAAGUUCACCCUCAGGCAUACAAGUACUGUCAUAUGGUUGUGGUUUUUAUUUUCCCGCAAUGGUAAGCAUGGUACAAAGCUCACUCUAUUUCGGACUGCUUUAGAGGAAGCUUAAUUAAUUAUAACAAAAUGUGAAAAAAUGACAUGGUAUAAUCUUUUGAGUUACAUGUAUAAAAUUCAUUAAAGUUGUAUGGCUGGACAUCCUUAAUCUUACAUGUACAUGUAUAACAUCUAUCUCUUUGGGUAGUAGAUGGUAUGGAAGAAAAGGCCAACAGUAAUUGGCUUUCAUUAACUUUAAUAAUAAUAAUAAUAAUUGAUGAUGAUAAUACCUGUACAUGUGAUUUUUAUCUAUAGUAAUAGUUAACUUGUAUAGCAAUGAUUUCAUUAGUUGCUAUUUUCAUCAAUGCACAUUUGACUUUCUUUUCUUCAGCAUCAUAAGAGUUUCUAUUCAUUAUUUUGAACAGGGUAUCUUGCACAUCUUCACUUAAAGGGUGACAGAGUUGUUUUCCUACAUGCCUUUGACCCUCCUCCCAUGCAGUCAGCCAAACACAGUAAGGAUUUUCAUUUUGUUGAAGUAUUAAAAUUUAUCUUAAACAGUUUAUUUAUUAUAAACAGAGGAGGUGAGGUACAUUGUAAUUUAACCUCUAGAUCUGCAGUUGGUUAAUAAAGUUGUAGUUGUGAAGACAAUUUCUGUGACAGUACAUGUACGUAGACCCUAAAGACUCAAAGAUAAACAACCAUGUGUACAGCUGAAUUUCUGACCCAAGGUAAAGUUCAGCAUUGUCAAAAGUAGUCAGCUGCCAGCAAAAAUCGCCACCUACUUGGUUAGUAUCGGCGGGCUACUCUGCGUGGCAUUUCUUUAUGGUAGGCAUUUUUUAAAUAAAAUAUCCCUGGACUGGCCACUUACUUUGACAACUCAGCCAUCUACUUCAAACUUUAUGACAACCCUGAAAGUUAAUCAAAUAUACAGUCAAACACCAUUAAUACAGAUACUGAAGGGGUCAUAAAUUAUAUGGAGAGUGUUUGUAUUAACAUGAUGUCCAUAUAAAGCACCUCAUUUUAUCAAAAUAAAAAAAACAUUCUUUUAUUAGAACAAAAUACUAAAGAAAUAAAAGAAGACAAAUUAGUAUCAUCUUUAACCUUCAUAAAGCUGUCAUUCCAAGGAUUACAAUCCCGGGGGGGGUACUUUAGGAAUUUCUGGGUGGGGAUGUGCCGCUGGGACCCUGGAACCCUUAACCUAUAGCAGAGCUAGUUCAGCUAAAUUUUGCUACCCUAUACUAGAGUAAACUCCCCAAAUCCCCCUAUCCUAGAGUAGCUGUUUCCCUAGUCUAGAUAAAAUCUUCAACCAACUGAUCAGUUUCCUGAAAAAUGAUACCCUAUUCUAGACCCAAAUGCUCUGAUUUACAUACCCUAUCCUAGAGUAAACACCCCGGGAUUACAAUCCAACAAAAUUUACACUAAAAAAUUGUUUAACUCUAUAUUACUUGGUCAAAACCUUUCUCUGCACAACUUGUUUGAUGCCAAAAAUUAGUAGUCUGAAGUCAUCCUCUCUGGUGUAUUGUAGCUCCGGCAAUAACGACAAGCUGUCUACUGAAGGUUUUUUCACCUUUAAGAGGUCUACCUGUAUUACACUAGGCUAACACAGUUUACAAUGAGGUGUCAGCAUUAGUGAGGUUGACUUUGUAUGAGAAUCUGUUGAUUGGACACGCAACAAGUGUUCAUUGUCCACAUUAAUGGGUGUCUAUAUUAAGGGGGUUGAAUUUAGAGACAAUUUAAGGGUUUUCCCCAGGACAAAAUAAAGAAAACAUGUGCAUAAUAACAAGGAGUCCAUAAAAUGAGGUUUAACUGUAUUUCUAUUACUUUAUUCUUGACUUGAGCAGUAAAACCCUUUAGCCUUAAAAGUGAGUCCAGUCACACAUGCAUUUUUGCUCCAACCUAGUGAAAAUAAAAAUCUGAGUUGUACAAAUUGUACAAACAGUGUAGAUGUAAGCAGAGUCAUUAGCUUGACAGAAUCAGUCAGAGUUGCAAGGAUCAGAAUAUUUUCAUUUUCUAGUUCCAAUAUCCUCUUCUGACUCAUCAAUGUAGAGAAAAGCAGAUUAACCAACCCCAAUGCCCAUUUUCUUUUUAAAUAAUUAAUGUUACUUGCUCUUUGAUGUUAAUUUCCUGUCAUGUGACGUAAUAUUUUGUUCGGUUUGGGUCUAUUUAAGUCAUGUUAAUUUCACAUACCUUAAUUAUUAACACAAGCAUUACAUGUCAUGUAAUUUCCUACAAAAUGUACAUGAAUACUGUAAGGUACACUGUAGUUUUUCUGCUUCUGAGAGCAACUCUGGCAGUCUAGUCUGGUUUUCACUAGAUCAUAAGAUUUUUUUCACUAAAAUCAAAAGGUUCUUUACUUCUGUGCAGUUGUAAAACUAGCUAUAGGAGACAUAACUGUUUACAAACAUUUUUUGGUUAUAAUUUAUGGUGCAGGUUCUAAAGAUAAAUGUUCAUCUGUAAAUUUUUUUGUUGUCUUCUCCUUGAUAGCAAGUGUAGACUUCAAGAACAGCUAUGAUGAAUGGUGUGUUGUAAUUCAGAAGGCACAAGAUAAGGCCAGGUUCCUGCUCAAAGAGUAUGACCAGAAAUUUGUAGCACUUAAGGUACAGAGACAGAAAUGAAUAUGCCAAUAUUAUAAGUAACUUUGCCAUUCACUUAAUUAAGGUAGCUGGCCUCGGAUCCACAAGAUACAUGUACUGCUUAAGUUUGUUUUAGUCAGGUUGUGUUUGUUAUAAUUAUUGUAAACAAACAUCUAGAGCUCUCUCUCUCUCUCUUGUUUUUUUUUUUUGACUUAGAGCAACAUUCUAAGAUUUGUACAAAAACAUUAAUGUAGCUUGUACAUUACUUGAGGUUUUAAAAGGGUACAGUCCAUUAUAAGCUUAUUUUCUGGUCAAUGAAUCGACUGAAUUUUUCUCAUUACUGAAUUGAAGUUUCUUGCUAUAGAAAAAAUUAAGGAAAAUGCAAGCUUAUAAAAAUUGCCAUGAGUGCUUUUGGUCUGAACAUUUAUGAACCUCAGCGGUGCAUUUAUGGUAUUAUAUUAAUGUUUACAUAAUAGAGCAUGAAAAAUGAUCUCUUUGCUUUCAAAUGGAAUGUGAAAGCUUUCUUAGGCCCCCUUAACAUGGAGAAAAGUUGUCCUGAAAGAGGCUUGCUAUCCCAGCCCAGUUAUCUUUAGAGAGCAUUUUUAUGAGAAAAAAACUGAUCCUUUUGCCUAAAGUCAAGAGUAUUUAUGCAUGCCAUGAUUGUUUUGUCUUGACUGAGUUGACCUGGCUGGGUGAGCCAGAGUGUUUAUUUGGUGAAAAGUUGGCCCAGCUGGGAUGGUGACCUACAGUCCUGGACAAAAACCUUGACAGUUUCAACACUGUCUGUGGGGUGGGGGGAGGGAGUAGGGAUGUGCAGUGUUAGUAGCGUGGGGAUACAAUUUCGUGUGUGUUAAAAAACAUUCGAACUGUACAACUGUCCCAACACUUUCAUCCAUGAUUGUAGCUUACCAUCAAAGAAAGGUGACCCGGGCAAUUAUUGGGUCACCCUUCUAGCAAAGCCUACAUGUACUUUUCGUUUUUGUGUAAACAGUUCUCCAAAGUUGGUUUGCCCAGGGUAGCUCAGGUAGGCGAGUAUCCCUUCAGUCUAUGGGACAAGUUUUCUUCACAUAAUGGUACCUUAGUGACAUGUCAAGGAAAUUUUCGUGGGGGAAAAAUAAGGGUUUGGUCAUAAAUACUGCAACGAGUAUUCAAAUAUCCAACAGCAGUUAUUAACUGUCAAUUUGUUGCAACAUCACUUUGUCUUGAUUGUUCCUUUGUCAACAGGAUAAACUCUCGUACAAGUUGAUUCAUGACACAGGCCGGGCAGGAGAAGUAAUAGUCAGCUACAUCAAGAAAGAACAAGCUACUUGUAUUGUGAUGGGCUGUCGUGGACUGGGCAAGCUGCGGAGAACAUUACUUGGGAGCGUUAGUGACUAUGUUGUUCGACAUUCAACUAUCCCUGUCAUAGUGGUGCCUCCGUAG